UGAAUACCGUUUAUCAAUGAGUCUUUUCUUAGGCUAAGUCAAAGGGAAAUAUUAAAUAUGUGAUCCUAAAUGUUUAUCAUCAUGUGAACUUGAGAAGCAGGCAGAUGUGCCAGUUCAGCUCUAGGUAGAAAAGGAUGUCUCUCAGACAAGCCAUAAGGUCCAAGUUUCGUUCAGAAAAACCUGACACUGAAAAAGAACCUGACACUCUUCCAAGUGCUUCGACAAGUCUACCAUUUCGAAAUUUUCAGGAGGACGAGAUGUGUUUGUUACAUGAAGAUGUCCUUGGUCAAGAAGAGGAGAGUCUGUUGCAAGCAGAAGUUACUCAGGACUCCAGGUUUCUCACAGACCACUUUCGAUCAGCUUAUGAGACUCAACUCAACCAGUUGCACGAACAGCUUUUAGCUGCCAUCUUGGAAAAUCAGCAGUUAUCAAAUGAACUAAAGCAACUCCGGGAACAAAAACCUGUAGAUUUUGUAAAGGAAUUGGAAAAAGAAAAAGAAAAGAAUCGAUUUCUAACAGAAAAAUUGCAUGAAAAGGAUAAGGAUGUGAAAGAUAAGGAAAUUGCUGGAAGCAAAUCUCCAAGAUUGAGACGGUUAGUGAGGAGAGAGAAGCAUGAUCGAAACAGGACGGUAGAAGUUGGAGAAUUUCAAUCAUCAUCAGUGACAGAAAAGGAUGAGUGGGUAGACAUUGCAAAGGAAGUCACUGAAAAAGAUUAUCAAGAAGAUUCCCCUACUGAGCCUAACCCUCCUGCAACAGUUUCAGGAUGGAGACACUCCUUCAGAAUGUGGCUUCAUGACUGGUUCUCGGAUUUUCUAGAGGACUUUUCAGAGACUACAGUGGAGGAAGAAGAUGUAAAAGAAGCAGAGAAAGAAGGAGAUCCAUUAACAGUAAAGAAGUUGAAAGAGAACAUCCUACGAUUCGGAUAUGCUACAAAACCAAUAGUUAAUGCCAUGGAAAGUUUAACAGGACUACUACAUUGGAAUACACUAGGUACAACCCUGUUAGCCUUUGGGGUGUAUAUGUACACUGUGUAUCAUGGUUGGUUUUUGCCAUUACUUCUUUUCUUGGCCAACUGUCAACUGCUACUCAACUACCUCCGGUACAGAGGCUGGUUUUCAUCAUGCUGUGUCACAAGAAAAAAUGAGCAAGAGGAAGGAGAUAGGGAUUUAGGUGUUUCUGACAAAUUCCAGUUAGUUCUGCAUGUAGCUCGUAAAGUGCAGAAUCAAUCAGGCCGUAUAGCAGAUUGCUGUGAAAAGAUCAAAAACCUUCUUCUUUGGGAAGAACCCGAUGCUGCGGCUCAGCUUUAUUUCUUCCUCUUGGCUGCUUUUGUAGCUUCUUGUGUCUUCCCUGCUAGUCAACUCUUCACUGCAGCUGGUCUGUAUCUUGGUGUCAAAUUGUUUCUAGUUGAUUAUGUUUUCUACCGAUUCCCCCGUGUCCAGCAAAAAUAUGAUUCAGCAUGGAAGAUGUGGAAAUCCUUACCAACUGAUGCUGAACUAGAAAAAAAGCACAGUAGAGCAGAGAUUGAUAGGGUUAGUUAUGGAGUAAAUAUAAUUUUAGUUACGUCCUGCUACCUGUUCGAAUUAUUUAACUUACCAGUAUCAGAAUCCCCACUACCAGCUUGGCAUGCAGGACGAAGGUGUACACUGAUAAACCGAGACAAGUCUCUAACUUCAGCAUUUAAGAAUGGGCGUCUUUAUCUAACAAACAGUUUCUUAUGCUUUGAAAGAUCCCGAACACCAAAUGUGAAGAAUUUAGUUUUGCCACUAAAAAAUAUUGUGAGAUUUGAAAAGGCCAAGCCUUACCCUUGGAUACCAGGAGGUGGAAUGGCUUUAGAAGUAACAAUGGAGAAACCUGAGAAACAAACAUACAUCUUUGGCGCUAUCCUAAAUCGAGAUGAAACGUAUGAUAGCAUUUUGGAAGUAGGUCGUCGAGCCAGCCUACCUUGGGCCCUUCAUCCAACAGAAAGUCAUAAUGAUGAAGGGAAUUCAAAGAAACAAGCUGGAGUGAUUCAGCUGAAGCCUGUGCAGCUUUAACAGUCAAACCGUGUGAACUAUUUCUAGCAUCCCCCAUAACUUUAAAACCUUGGACCAAAGAUGUGAAGGCAAGUUGAGGUUACGUUGUAAUGUCUCAUUCUUAAGGUCCCAACCAGUGGUUGCUGUUUUCAUAAUCACUUUUGGUUAUACAACAAAGAAAGCCACUUUUACUUCUUUUUUUUUUCUGCUUUUAAAUGGCCACUAAGUUGUUAAGAUAAAAAUUAUUAAAAUAUAGCAUUUUAUCCCGUCAGUGCAUGUGCCAGUGCUAGUCUGUACACACGUCAAAGAUGGGAAACACCAUUAAUAUCAAAACUCUAUCACCAGGCCAUAAUGCGUUGCAAAAAUAAAGUGCUUAUUACUUUUGAAAUUGGAUUAUGCCAUCAAAAUAGUUAUGGUUUGAUAUAUUCUGUGAUUAAAAUUUUUCAGUUAGCAAAAAAAUCUGGUCGAAAUGUGGCAUCAUAUAGUUUUAAGGGAAAGACUUAAGAGGUAAACAGUUCCAGUAUUACUACAGUGACUUCUCAAAACUAUUCAUCAUCAGUUGGCUAGGAAUGUUUUUACACUGACAAGAACUAAGAAACAUAGUUUAAGGAUAUAUAUAUAUAUAUAUAUAUAUAUAUAUGUGUAUGUGUGUGUGUAUGUAUAUACAUACAUACAUACAUAGAUGCUAAAAAUAAUACUAAAAAAAAUCCACUAAGUAUAUACUCCCAUAUGGUGUUUGUGUAUUUAUAAAAAAAAUUGUUUUAAAAGCUUUUUAGAACCUUUUGUUAGUGUUAAUGAAGAGCUUAUACAGUUUAAAUUAAGAAAAAUCAGUAAGAAAGUCUGAUAAUUAUUCUAGUUCAAUUAAUUGUGUUUUUUAUUUAGGGGGGAUGUUUAACAGUAAAAAUAUACACAUAUUUGUAGACCUAAAACUUAAAAUGAGUUUUCAGGUU
Limulus polyphemus (Atlantic horseshoe crab) is the source of this 2962-nucleotide messenger RNA. RefSeq names its product GRAM domain-containing protein 4-like. Bases 135 to 2033 code for a protein of 632 amino acids. The transcript has 19 exons. Lineage: Eukaryota; Metazoa; Arthropoda; Merostomata; Xiphosura; Limulidae. Gene Ontology annotation, biological process: apoptotic process; negative regulation of toll-like receptor 9 signaling pathway. The record is from RefSeq and is a predicted model, not a curated record.